AUGUUUGCCAGCCAAGGGAACAUGGAAAACCUCGUCAAUAUCCGACUUCUGUUGGUUUCUGUCGCCGCACUUGUCUUGCUUUCUGCCGGAAACGCCAUAAACGAUUACUGUGAUUACAAUAUUGACCGCAUCAAUCGCCCGCGACGACCGCUACCUUCUGGACGCAUUCGGCGUACGGAUGCACUAAUUUUUGCGAUAAUCCUUACUGUAAUCGGCAUCUGGUUGGGAACACUUAUUAACAGAAAUGCAAUAGGCUUCGCCAUCCUCGUGUCUAUUGCGCUUGUCAGUUAUGCUUUCUGGUUGAAACGCACCCCUUUUGUCGGCAAUUUAGUCGUCAGUGGAUUAACGGGUUUAACCUUCAUUGCUGGGGGUGUAGCAAUAGAUUCGGUGCAAGGCACACUCAUUCCAGCAAUCUUUGCCUUUUUGUUCACAACCGCGCGGGAAAUCGUCAAAGACCUUGAGGACACGGAAGGCGACCUGAAAAAUAACGCAAAAACGCUUGCGACUCUCAACCCACGGAUUGCAGUCCGGACAGCCAUCGGUUUCAUGGCAUCUGUUAUUCUGUUUAGCCCCAUCCCAUAUUUAUUCGGUUGGUAUUCAUGGCACUACUUGAUUGCCGUGCUCAUCGGUGUUGACCUUGUGCUAAUAGGUUUGGCAAUUCGCCUGUGUCAAGAUGCCUCCAGAGAAAGUUGUGCAUCCAUUCAACGUUGGAUGAAGUGGGAUAUAUUCGUCGGACUCGGCGCAAUCUAUCUCGGUUUUUAA
Molecule: messenger RNA, 762 nt
Organism: Geodia barretti
Lineage: Eukaryota; Metazoa; Porifera; Demospongiae; Tetractinellida; Geodiidae
Source: the annotation of a GenBank genome assembly